This is a messenger RNA of Silurus meridionalis, 564 nucleotides long. Its product is annotated as zinc finger protein 32-like. The transcript has a single exon. The record is from RefSeq and is a predicted model, not a curated record. NCBI's taxonomy places the organism in Eukaryota, Metazoa, Chordata, Actinopteri, Siluriformes, Siluridae. Gene Ontology annotation, molecular function: DNA-binding transcription factor activity, RNA polymerase II-specific; RNA polymerase II cis-regulatory region sequence-specific DNA binding. Gene Ontology annotation, biological process: regulation of transcription by RNA polymerase II. The annotation marks the transcript as partial.
CAGGAGAAGCCGUAUCACUGUGAACAGUGUGGGAAGAGUUUUACUCAACAGGGUACUCUUAAAUCACACCAGAGUAUCCACACAGGAGAGAAACUGUAUCACUGUGAUCAGUGUGAGAAGAGUUUUACUCAACAGGGUCAUCUAAAAUCACACCAGAGUAUCCACACAGGAGUGAAGCCGUAUUACUGUGAACAGUGUGGGAAGAGUUUUACUCAACAGGGUAAUCUCAAAUCACACCAGCGUAUCCACACAGGAGUGAAGCCGUAUCACUGUGAACAGUGUGGAAGAGUUUUACUCAACAGGGUACUCUCAAAUCACACCAGAGUAUCCACACAGGAGAAGCCGUAUCACUGUGAACAGUGUGGGAAGAGUUUUACUCAACAGGGUCAUCUCAGACACCAGCGUAUCCACACAGGAGAAGCCGUAUCACUGUGAACAGUGUGGAAGAGUUUUACUCAACAGGGUCAUCUCAAAUCACACCAGAGUAUCCACACAGGAGAGAAGCCGUAUUACUGUGAACAGUGUGGGAAGAGUUUUACUCAACAGGGUCAUCUGCUUAGACAC